Molecule: messenger RNA, 2277 nt
Organism: Vitis riparia (riverbank grape)
Lineage: Eukaryota; Viridiplantae; Streptophyta; Magnoliopsida; Vitales; Vitaceae
Exons: 3
Coding region: 1-2277 (758 amino acids)
Source: RefSeq, a predicted model, not a curated record
AUGAGGGCUCAUGGAUUGGACGGGGCUCAGAUGAUCAUGCUUUUCCCCAUGUCUUUAGGUGGCGCUGCACAGCGCUGGUUUGCUUCUUUGGAUGUAUCACGUCGUCGGACUUGGGAUGAUCUGGCCCAAGAGUUCUUGAGACAGUAUGCAUUUAAUACUGUCAUUGACAUAUCGAGGAGGGAGCUCGAGGCUCUUAGGCAGAGAUCAGACGAGUCAGUUUCUUCAUUCAUCUCCCGCUGGCGUGGGAAGAUUGCCGAGAUAGUGGAUAGACCGUCAGAGAGAGAUCAGAUUCAGAUGGUUUUGAGGAGCCUGCAGCCGAGGAUUGCCAGGCAUGUGGUCGGGGUACCUUUUACAGAUUUUGGAUCUCUGGCUCUGGCUUUGUACGAUGUCGAGGAUGGCAUCUCGAGAGGUUUGUGGGCAGAUUCUUCCCCUAGUGAUGUAAAGGGGAAGAAACCCUUCGGAGGACAGAGAUCGACAGAUGUGAGUGCCAUCAGUUCCUCUAGUCAGAGGCCUCUCAGGCGUCAUCAGCCUAUUCCACAGCUUCUGGAGGCUCGUCCAUCUUACACGCCUCAGCAGUACAGGCCACGGGCACCUUACCCGACUUAUGAUCAGAUAUAUCAGCCUCAGCCUUUGGAUUUGCCUUAUUAUGCUACUCAGAGCAUCGAGAGGCCUCCUAUUUCUUACACGGCUACAGGACAACCAUGCUAUGCUGCCCAGUUCACUGCGAGACCCGCAGCUCCUUAUCCCCGACCCAGAGCUCAGCAGACUUCUGCUCUUCGGAAGCUCACAGAGGCCGGAGUAUUGGCCGCUCUCACUCCGAGACCACCGCCUCAGCCGAUUCCGCCUCAGUUCAGGAUGGAUCUACACUGUGCAUACCAUCAGGGGCCUGGACACGAGACCGAUCAAUGCACCGCUUUGAGGCAUGCCAUUCAGGAUUUGAUCGACCAGGGUUUGGUACACUUGGGUCAGCCGAGUGUGACCACGAACCCGUUGCCUGCUCACACCACACAUGCAGUCCCUCCACCAGCCGAUGGCAUUCAUUUCUUAGAGUUUGAUGAGAUCGAUGACCACAUUCACAUGCUGAGUGAUGAUGAUUCAGACCCAGAGCCCAUCAUGCCAGAUGUGAUUUAUGAGAUGAGUGGGGUGACUCUAGGUCCUCGGAUGCCUGCUCCAUUCCGAUUGGUUCCCGAGGUGGCAUCGGUGCAGGCCGCCACUGUUGAGCCAUUGAUUUUGCUGCAUUACAGUGUCCGGACGCCUUUCAUCUUGAUCCCGGAUGUUGAGGAGGUUCAGGCUCCACACGUUGAUGAUUCUCAGACUUUGGACAUUCAGUAUGUUCUCCGAGGAGGUAGAGUGAUGCGUCAGCCACCUCCCACGGCAGCUAGGCCAGUUGAGGGUACAUCUGCUCCCGAGGACGUCAGAGCAGAGGAUGACGAGAUUUUGAGGCAGUUGCAGAGCACUCAGGCUCGUAUUUCCAUCUGGAGCCUCUUAGCGUCCUCCAGUACUCAUCAGGAUGCACUGACUCGAGCUUUGAGUCAGAUCAGAGUUGAUACCACGACCACUCCCGAGGGAUUGAUCCACAUGAUGACGGCCGGCCGAGCCACAUGCAUCGUAUUCUCAGACGAUGAUUUGCCACCUGAGGGCUCAGAUCACACGCGUCCACUCUACAUAUCUGUCGGUUGUUCAGGUCGCCGAGUCCCAUCUGUCCUUCUAGACAAUGGGUCGGCCCUGAACGUGUGCCCUCUCGCCACUGCCAUUGCCCUCGGAUACGCUCCUUCUGACUUCGGUCCCUCCACUCAGACCGUUCGCGCGUAUGAUAGCACUCGGAGGGAGGUCAUGGGUACAUUGGAGAUCGAGCUACUGAUUGGUCCAGCCACUUUUGCCGCCGUGUUUCAGAAGGUGAAGUUUAUUCAUGAUGGUCGGGUCGUCGUGGUGCAGUCUGCGAGUGAUAGGUUCAUCUCUGCCGAGCCCGUACUCGAGAUUAGUCACGCUGAUGAUGAUCUUUUUCUGACCGGAUUUACCUUUGAUGAGGUACAGACUCUGGAGAUGGAGGAUUUCUGUCGAGAUUUUGUAGUCAUGUCCUUCGACCAGCACAGCAGCACGGUGGUGCUCGAUAUUAUGCGGAGUAUGUCUUAUCUUCCUGGUAUGGGCCUGGGCGGCGUCAGCACGGGCCUAGUGAGUUCAUGGCCUUCCCGGACCGCGACGUACCAUUCGGGCUCGGAUUCAUUCCCACUGAGGCUGACUAUCGUCAUAUGGCGCGACUGCGCAGGGAGAGGGUGA